CCUCGAGAAUUCGAUCCCUUCGCUUAUUUAUACGUGACGAGCUCAACACGUUCUUGCACAUAACUACAAACGAAAGCAAGAAAGACACAAAAGCCAAAAGCAAGUUAUCUUGAGAGAGAGAGAGAGAGAGAGAGAGAGAGAGAGAGAGAGAGAGAGAUGGAGGAUUUGCCACCAGGGUUUCGGUUCUUCCCCACCGAAGAAGAGUUGGUUUCGUUCUAUUUACAAAGCAAGCUCGAGGGAACAAGACAGGCUCUACACGGGCUUAUUCACCGGGUCAUACCCGUUCUUGAUAUCUACGAGUUCAAUCCAUGGGACCUUCCUCAAUCUGCGGGAGAUCUAUGCCGUGGAGAUCCGGAGCAAUGGUUCUUCUUCAUCCCGAGACAAGAGACCGAGUACCGCGGCGGGAGGCCGAGGCGGCUCACGACCACUGGGUACUGGAAAGCUACAGGCUCUCCCGGUUUUGUCUACUCGAGCAAUCGCAUCGUGGGAGUGAAGAGAACUAUGGUGUUCUAUAUGGGACGCGCUCCAAACGGCGUGAAAACCGAAUGGAAGAUGAAUGAGUACAAGGCCAUUGAAGGGGAGGCUUCUUCUCCAGAAGAAAUACCAGUGGUGCCAAGGCAUGAAUUCAGUGUGUGCCGGGUGUACAAGAAAACAAAGACCUUGAGGUCAUUCGACCGGAGACCGAUGGGAGAAAUCAUCAGAAGCAGCCAUGCAUUUCAACAGAACACCAUGCCAGAUGAUGAUCGACAUCCUCAGGAAAUGACAUCAUCUCGUCGGAGCAGUCCUCCAUUCACGGAGAGAACAAGCUCAUCGCCAGACAGUUCAGGCGCCUCCGGAGACCAGGGGACAAAUCCUUCGCAAGCAGGAGGACUAGGAAGCAGUACUGACAUGCAGAUGCUGCCCGGUGAUAGCGAAUUGUUCUUGCCAGACUGGGAACAGUUCUGGUCUUAGUUAAAGAAGGCUAAUUUACUAUGUCUAAUUAAAAAAAAAUGCAGAUUGCUGUUGUCCUGAUUUAAAAUGGAGUAACUCAUAAUCAACUCGGUGAUGCUAAGCAGAUGUGUUGUUCUUUCGAAAUUUCAUGUCUGUUCAAAGUGCGCUUGUAUCCUAGAUUCGACCAUGGAUGUAGAACUAAUAAAGAAUGUCUCAGUCGAUAUCUUUUCGUGCACCAUAUUCAA
Molecule: messenger RNA, 1175 nt
Organism: Syzygium oleosum
Lineage: Eukaryota; Viridiplantae; Streptophyta; Magnoliopsida; Myrtales; Myrtaceae
Product: NAC domain-containing protein 90-like
Exons: 3
Coding region: 157-951 (264 amino acids)
Biological process (GO): regulation of DNA-templated transcription
Molecular function (GO): DNA binding
Source: RefSeq, a predicted model, not a curated record